Urocitellus parryii (Arctic ground squirrel) is the source of this 1443-nucleotide messenger RNA. RefSeq names its product THAP domain containing 5 (gene Thap5). Gene Ontology annotation, cellular component: nucleus. The record is from RefSeq and is a predicted model, not a curated record. Lineage: Eukaryota; Metazoa; Chordata; Mammalia; Rodentia; Sciuridae.
CCCGCUAUUGCGCMGCGAUUUGCUGUAAAAACCGCCGAGGACCGAACAAUAAAGACCGGAAGCUGAGCUUUUACCCAUGUAUUGUGAAUCCCAUUUUCCUUUAGACCAAAAACUAUCAUUCACUAAUGGUCAGCUGCUUUCCAUCAUCUGAAGUAUUGAGGGGAAAAAAAUUGAUAACCUUAAGUAAUUCAUACUACAUGACAAUAUAUCCAGUAAUGUCUCCUUGGAUCCCUUCCACAGAGGUUUCCUCUACAUGACAAAGAAAGACUUGAAAAAUGGUUAAAGAAUAUGAAACGUGAUUCUUGGGUUCCUAGUAAAUACCAGUUCCUAUGUAGUGACCAUUUUACUCCUGACUCUCUUGACAUCAGAUGGGGUAUUCGUUAUUUAAAACAAACUGCAAUUCCAACAAUAUUUUCUUUGCCUGAAGACUAUCAGGGAAAAGACCUCUCCAAAAAAAAAUCUCAGAAGAAAAAAUUGGAAGAGAAAGAAGUGUGCCUAAAAGCCAGGUCAGAAGAAUCAUUUGCAUCAAAUGAGGCAAAGAAUAUUACAGUUAACACAGAUGUGCUUCCUGAACAUGUAGAAUUGCUUGAUUCGUCUGCCUUGCUGAAGCCAACAGCUCCAAAGCCAGGAAGCUUACAAAAUAAAGUAUUAACUCUUAAUCUAGUUAAGGAAGACACUGAAAAUCUGAAAUCUACCCUGGAAAAAUCAAUKAACCAAGAUUUAGAUUUAAGAGAAUUUCAUACAUCUUUUGAGAAUCAAAAUUCUACAACUAUUACUUUGACGACUUCAAAUUCAGAAGGUAGUCACCRGUCUUUGGAAAGCCAAGAAGUACUUGAAAUAACAACCAGUCAUCUUGCUAAUCCAAACUUUACAAAUAAUUCCAUGGAAAUUAAAUCACAGGAAAAUCCAUUCUUAUUCAGCACAGUUAAUCAAACAGUUGAAGAUAUAAACACAAAUAAACAAUCUGUUAUUGCCAUUUUUGUGCCCACAGAAAAUUCUAAACCUGUAGUUAAUUCCUUUAUACCUGCCCCCAAAGAAACCAUGGAAAUGGAAGACUUAGACACUGAAGACUCCUUAUAUAAGACUAUAGAUCAUGGGGCAGAAGUUUUACAAAUUGAACAUUCUUAUUGCAGACAAGACAUAAAUAAGGAACAUCUUUGGCAAAAAGUCUCUAAACUACAUUCAAAGAUAACMCUUCUAGAGCUACAAGAGCAACAAACUCUAGGAAGAUUAAAGUCUUUAGAAGCUCUUAUAAGCCAGCUAAAACAGGAAAACUGGUUAUCAGAAGAAAAUGUCAAGAUUAUAGAAAACCAUUUCACAACAUAUGAAGUCACUAUGAUAUAAAGAAGUUUUAAAGCUAUGGUUUUAUAUAUGCUUUUUCCAGCUAAACCAAAUUUCCUGUAAAGUGAACUUUUUCCUAUAUAAUGUUCUCAUCUUGAUGAA